GGGGGUUUCAUGUGGGGGCGGCCAGUGAACUUUCGAUUGCGCUCUAGAUGCCGCUGCACAAACAACGCGAAGCGCUCAAGCAAGCCGCUCGGAUCCUCCGCGGCAGUCAUGCGGCAUCGCUCGCGUACGUCCCGCCGAUGGAAGAAACGGCUAGCAAAGCAGCAGAGGCGUCCGACGACGACGACGACGAUGGUGGACCCGAGUCGCCCAUUGUCGGGGCGGUGACCCUCUUGCGCAAACUCCAUCAACAAUGUGCCGACCACGAGCGAAAAGAAGCCAGCAUCGGCCUCUACGACGUCGAAGUCCUCCUGCAUGCGUUUGCUGAGCUCGUCGACCCUGAGACCCCCGUGUAUGCACGAGAGGCCGAACGAUCUCUCCACCGCACGUUUAGUUCGAAUCGGGACGUGUUUGACGACAAAGUACAAGGGUUUAUCAACCAAAACUACUCGAGCACGGUCGGUCCUUGAACGUGUUGUGCGAGCGCUCUCGUAAUGCCACGUCAUCGUAGAACGAAGACUCGCACGCGACGUUCCGCGUGGCACUGCGUCGAGCCAGCCUUGUCCAGCGAUGCCUUAAAGCGUUCAACGGCACUCGAUCUCGGUCCAUCUCGUCGGACCCGCGACUGUAACAACACGACCUUCCAUCAGGAUGUCAUCGAGUUGAACAAUGCAUAUGCUUCUCCUGGUAGUGUGGCCGUGUCGUCGGAAGAGAUCGUAACGUCCGUCCCUGGCCCCAUGCCGCCCGACAGCCCCGACGCCAAGCAUCGCAUGCUGGGAGGUCGCGGCAGUGCGCUGAACAUCCUCAUUGGGGUCGACAUGGAAGCGUUGGUGAAGAAGGAGCUUGCCAAGAUCUCGACGUGGAACUUUAACGUGCUCGAGCUGUGCAAACUGCACUUGGACGACGUGCUGCUGAUCGUGGGAUGCGCUUGCUUUGAUGCAGAAAACAUGUGCGCCCACUUUGCCAUUCCCACGCCCACGUUGCGGGCGUUCUUUCAGGGCAUUCAAGCCAAGUACCUGUCCAAUCCAUAUCACAAUGCGGAACAUGCGGCCGACGUCAUGCAAUGUGUGCAUCACUUUUUAACGCUGGGCGGGUUGGGUACAAUCAUAUCCAAGCGCGGGCGGUUUGCUGCGCUCGUAGCCGCGGCGUGCCACGACGUGGGGCACACAGGGUACUCGAACAACUUUCACAUCAACACCAACGACCACCUCGCCAUCCGAUACGCGUAUCGAUCGCCUCUUGAGAACAUGCACUGCGCGGUCGCGUUCGAGUUGCUGCACAGCCGCGAGUGCGACAUCUUGGCCACGUUGAGCGACGUGGAACGGAUUGAAGUGCGCAACCUGAUCAUCGACAUGGUGUUGGCCACAGACAACAAAAACCACUCGAUCUACAUGGGUCGCCUCGACGGGGUUUUGCAAAGUGUUGACGGCGACGACAACGACAUCGACUUGAGCAACUUUGACGAUCAAAAGCUGCUGUUGCAGGUCGCACUCCACGCCGCCGACGUGUCCAACCCCGUCAAGCCGUGGGCCGUGUACCAGACAUGGACGGACCGCAUCAUGACCGAGUUCUACGCCCAGGGCGAUCACGAGCGCCGCCUCGCGCUGCCCAUGAGCUUCGGAUGCGACCGCCACAACCCGAUUCCGCAGGCCAAGAUGCAGGCGGGGUUCAUUCUCGGCAUCGUCAGACCCGUGUUCCAUACACUCAGCCGCGUGCCCAAAGUCCACCUCAAGCACUGCCUCGACCAGCUCGACCGCAACCUCAAAGUCUGGCAAGACCAACUCGCGCCCACGGCCUAGUACUACUACUACUAGUAUUACUAGCGAUUUCCUGUAUCAAUAACUAGACGGUAUAUUAGUCCUCCUCCUCUACGACGCGUCGACGGCGCUUAACAUGGCGCGACGCCAUUUCGUCGUCUUCUUCUUCUUCUUGCCUGGCCGUCGCAGGCACGUCAUCGCUUUCGUCACCAGAUGAUGGCAUGUCCAUGUCAUCUUGGACGUCAUUGUCUUCUGCCACUUCGUCAUGUUCCAUGUCGUCCAUGGCGGCGGUUUGCCGCGUUUCGGCACUUGCACGCAUAUGGCUGGCAUGCUGAAGUCGGACUUGAUGCUGAUUACGAUGAUUAUUGGUGUCGUUGUGGGGGGGGUCGUUGUCUUGCUCUUCGUCGUCAUGAUCACCAGGCAAUAGACGAGAUACAGUGUCCAUAUUGAGCUUGAAAUCGCGCGCUUGGCGGCGGACACACCACCGGCUAAAGUUGACACUCUAAAGCAACCAUCAUGAAGUACUUGUGUGAAUAGGACA
Messenger RNA from Aphanomyces astaci, 2295 nucleotides. RefSeq lists its product as hypothetical. Bases 492 to 1796 code for a protein of 434 amino acids. The record is from RefSeq and is a predicted model, not a curated record. NCBI's taxonomy places the organism in Eukaryota, Oomycota, Saprolegniomycetes, Saprolegniales, Verrucalvaceae. Gene Ontology annotation, molecular function: 3',5'-cyclic-nucleotide phosphodiesterase activity. The transcript is spliced from 9 exons. Gene Ontology annotation, biological process: signal transduction.